AUGUGUCAGUUCACUGCAAGCUGCUCUAGUGAAGACACUGUGGCUCUCAUCACUGCAAACUGCUCCGAGAUUUGUUUCAUCAAACAGAGGCUUAAUCCUGUCCAGACAAUUUACCUUGGCGACGACCUUGACCCCAUCACUGUGAUAUGCCAGGAGGGAUGGACACUCAUUCAACACAAGACUGACGAAGGUGGCGUAGAUUUUGAUCGCAAUUGGGAUGAGUACAAAACUGGCUUUGGCAAUGUUAAGGAAGAUGGAGACUUUUGGCUUGGCAAUGACAUUAUUCAUCAGUUGACAAAACACCAGGACUACAAAAUCCAUAUUGAUAUGAUAUCGCAUGACUUUACAUGGUACUUUGCCGAAUACAAGAACUUCUCUAUUGGCACUGAGGAAGACAACUACAAACUUCGUGUGGGUAAAUUCCACGGAUCUUUACCUGAUGCCCUGAACAUAAACAACAUGCAGUAUGUUUCCAACGGUCAAGCCUUCACGACGAAAGAUCACGAUAAUGAUGGCUGGGCUGGAGGGAAUAAUGCUAAUGCCUAUGGAGGUGGCUGGUGGUAUAACUACGGUACCAAUGCACCGCUUAAUGGAUGGAGCAUGUGGUACCAAGGAAAGAAAGACCCUAUAUACCUCAAGAGAGUGACCAUGAAAAUAAGACCAAUGACCCAAGAUGACCAGUUUUAGGAAAUAAUAUAUUUUCAUCAUAAUGAUAUCAGUGCAUUGUUUGGACAUCAUCUUUUUUCUUAGCUCCCUUAUAUUUUUUAUCCAUUCUUUUAUAGACAAUGAAAUUUUUUGACGAUGAGUAAAAUGUUUGUAAAUGAAAGCUGGAACCCUUGAUGGUUCUUAGGGAAGGUGACAUUUUACAUAAAAUCGGCAUCUCAGUUAGGCUUUAAAAUCUAAAAUAUUGAACAUCAAUUUGGACACGAGGAUGGGGAGAUACAUAAUUAUCUUAAGAUGUUUAAGUAUAGAGUUUAUCUCUUUUUUUCCACAUAAUUAGAAAAAUAUUAGGAAUUAGAUGCAUCUUCUACAUUCUGUGCAGUUUUCACAAAUAUUGGCAAUUUUUUUAUGUAUUGACAAAUUUUUAAAAAAAUAUUCGUGAACAAUUAGUUUUAAUUUUUUUAUCUGUAUCUAUUUCUGCAACAAAAAGUUGUAUUGUACAGAUCAGAAAAGCCAUUUCACUGCCCUACGGAUUGUAUGUUUUAUUCAAAUAUAAAUAUGUAUCCAAUUUUACAUUAAACAUUAAUUCAAUAGCAUCCACCUAUUUAUAAUUUACAACUAUUGGUAGCUCACUUUUUUGCUUGUUUUAAUUUAGCAAAAUUUGAAAAUUAUAAUCUGGAAUAUUUUCCUGAAUAGCACCUCAUCGAGGUAUUAAGUGUUUAAUGAUCAGUUGAUCUCAAGAUUUUUCAUAAUCAAAUAGCCUAUUUACUCUAGAGAGAAAAAAUCUACAUGUGUAUUUUAUUGUUAAUAAAGAUUUUUAAAAGGUGUUAAAAAAAGAAAUUUUAUAAUGAGAGUCCACAGAACCAGUUACGUGUGGUAUUAAAUAUAACAUACAUGUAACAUCAAUUUU
This is a messenger RNA of Lingula anatina, 1570 nucleotides long. RefSeq lists its product as uncharacterized. The record is from RefSeq and is a predicted model, not a curated record. NCBI's taxonomy places the organism in Eukaryota, Metazoa, Brachiopoda, Lingulata, Lingulida, Lingulidae.